Emiliania huxleyi CCMP1516 is the source of this 3088-nucleotide messenger RNA. RefSeq lists its product as hypothetical. Lineage: Eukaryota; Haptophyta; Isochrysidales; Noelaerhabdaceae. The transcript has 6 exons. Gene Ontology annotation, molecular function: serine-type endopeptidase activity. The coding region runs from base 1 to 2922 and encodes 973 amino acids. The record is from RefSeq and is a predicted model, not a curated record. Gene Ontology annotation, cellular component: Golgi membrane; trans-Golgi network. Gene Ontology annotation, biological process: protein processing.
AUGGAGCUGCUGUGGUUCAUGCUCGGCACGCUCGCCGUGGCCGCCGCCGUCGCCGGCGCGCUCUGCCUCUUAGGCACACCGUCGGCCUCCGCGUCGGCCUCCGCGUUGGCCACCGCGAGCGUUCGAACUGGUGCUGGUGGCGGCAAGCCGGGGAAUGGCCGCAGCUAUCCUCGCGCGCGCGCGGCCACCGUGCCCGUCCGGUGCGACCCUGGCGGCCGCCUCGCGGUCCUGCUCGUGCGCUCGCGGAACCAUCCCGAGUCGUUUGUCUUUCCGGGCGGCGGGAUUGAGCCUGGCGAGAGCGAGCAGGAGGCGGCUCGGCGGGAGACGGAGGAGGAGGCGGGUGUGGUCGGCCGGAUCGGGCGCAGGCUGGGCAGCCACUCGGACGAGCGGCGCAACACCACUGCCCUCUUCGUGCUGCACGCGGGCGAGCGCGGCAACCGGCAGUGGCACUCGCUCGGCGUCGUCGGCACGCGCGCCUCCGAGGCAGAGCGCGAGGAGCUUGCUACCCGCGCAGGUCGGGCGGAGAUUGCCGAUGCGCCCGCGCCGGCGAGGAGGAGGUGGCCGUCGUGUCCACACUUUUGCCCGGACUCGUUCAUCGGCGACGGCUACUGCGACCAGACCUGCAAUUCGGCAGCAUGCCUCUACGAUGGCGGCGACUGCGGACAUGACGGCGGGUUCGAGCCGUACACGUGCUCUGGGUGCACUGCUCUCGGCUACGUCUGGUGCCCAGGGGCGGCGCUUUGCUACGCCCAGCCCUCCGUCUCGCGACCAGGCGACAGCGACAUGUGCCCCUACUCUGCGUGGGUCAACAGCAGUGGCUGUGACAGCAAGUACGAGUCCAUCUCAGACCCUCUGUACGAGCCCAACCAGUGGGCGUAUGACUUGAUCAACGUGGAGCCGGUGUGGGCCUCGGGCGUCACCGGCGCGGGCGUCACUAUCAAUAUCGUCGAUCUCGGGCCAGACCACACGCACCCGGACUUUGAGUACAAGUACGACUCGGAGGCAUCUUGCCCACGGUCGGAGAUCAACAUUGACAACCACGGCACAACGUGCGCAGCAAUCGCGUUGGCCUCGGCAAACAACGAGUGCUCCCGCGGGGUCGCGUACGACGCGAACCUCUCCAAGUGCUCCUUCCGUGAGAAUUCGCUCGAGGAGAUGAUGUCGCUGCACUCACCAUACGCACUCGAGACCAAUAUGAUCUCGUCCAACUCUUGGGGCGUAGUUCCAUGCUCCGAACUGGACGUCGAACGACGAUCGCGGUUUCGGAGACUGCAGACGUGCCCCUUCGCGCCGGUAGCAGUCGUCGGCACCAGCCCAUGCGACAGCUGCACCGACUCCUGGUUGCCUGGCUCAUGCGACUCCACCAUCCUGGAGUACUGCACGAACCCCUACAACUACGAGGCGGACGAAGAGUGCGCAGAAUGGACGCAUCUGUGGACGGAGUGCAGCUUCCAGCACCUAAACCCUCUUCAAGUCACCUACUUCAUGCGGGGUGUGCACUCGGGCCGGAGCGGCCUUGGCAUUGUCUACGUCUUUGCGGCUGGCAAUGGCCACGGAGAAGGCGACGAUGUCAACCACCAGCUUUUCCAGCAUGAUCGAUUCACCAUCUCCGUCGGGGCGACCGACAAGCGCGGCCGCCACAGCUACUACUCGACCACGGGCGCCUCGCUCUUUAUCAGCGCUCCGGGUGGCGACGCCGGCGACCACACAAAUUCGUGGUUCGUCGCGAGCAACGGCGGUGGCUGCGCAGCACAAAGCCAAGGGACGUCGUACGCGUGCCCAGUCGUGUCCGGCGUCGUGGCGCUCAUGCUCGAGGCGGCGCCGCACCUCACGCACCGCGACGUGCAGGGCGUGCUCGCGGAGACGUCCUACGUGACAGACCCCGACGACGAGGGCUGGACCACCAACGCGGCAGGCUACCACCACAACGUCAAGUUUGGAUUUGGGAUGGUGGAUGCCAACGCCGCAGUGAUGGCGGCGCGAUCGUGGACAAAGUGGACAGAGGAGUCGCUCGUCAAAGCGCACGGGCUGGGCGAGUUUCGGCUUCCCGUCACGACCGAAGGGUGCGUUUGCAGGCAGGCGUGGGUCCACCACCCGCAUGACCCGGUGAGCAACUUCUGCGGCAACCCUGGUGGGGAUGCUCGAGAGUGGUGCUUUGUGACUGAUCCGACUUGCCAGGGAGCCACUUGGGGCUACUGCGCCGACGCGGCACCUCUCCCAGUCGUCGUUCCCCACGACGGCACCACGCUGGCCCGCACGGUGGAGGUUGACGCCCCGAGCCCCGACUUCUUCACCGAGUGGGUGGAGGUAUAUCUCUUCCUCGACCACACCUCGCGGGGCGACCUUCAGGUUGAGCUCACGUCACCAUCCGGCACCCGCUCGGUCUUGAUGCCGGGCCCGCGCCCGGAGGAUGAGAACCCCGCGCCACUCGAGUGCUCCCCCGCAACCGACACGUGCUCGACUCGGAACGACGGCGUCUGCGACAACCCCAGCACCUGCGCCUGCGACUACAACGAUUGCGAGGAGGCCGGGUGGAUUGGAGCAGGUGGGGCCGGCCCAUCGCUCCGCCACCCGACCUUCAACUGGAAGAUGACGACGGUGCGGGCUUGGGGAGAGGUCCCAGACGGCACGUGGACGCUGAGCGUGACCGACACCAAGCCAGACUCGGUGGCCGUCGCCUUCUACGCCGCCGUCGCCGCCACCCUCAGCGUCUCCCUCGCCGCCACCCUCGGCGUCGCCCUCGCCAUCGUCAGCUUCAAAGCCGCAGCCGUGGCUAGCUUGGGCGUGGGGGCCUCCCUCCUCGGCGUUGGCUACUGCAUCUACUCCAAGAAGGCGGGACGCCGCCGCGCUCGAGUCUCAGCGGUGGUCAAGAUGGAGCAAGGAGGCGCGCCGGCGAGUAAAGUACUCACGGAGCGAACUUGAACACCAUCGCCGGGCAGCUCCUGUUCGGCUGCGGCAUGCACAUGCGGUUGAGUACCCUCCCAGCACCCCACUCAGUACUCCAUACCUGCCAACCCGGCAUCAGUGUGUGUGCAUUCUACGUAUGAGAGAGGGUGCUUACGUUGUACCUUGUACGUGCCAUGGAUCC